GAUUUAGUGUUUGAGGUGUCUUGAUACUCCUCCCUUGAAGCAGUUCAAGUCGUAGGCAGAGGAAAUGUAGAAACAUGAAGAGAGUUGCAGAGUUUACCAGUAAAACAGAUGAAAGCGUGAAAAUACUGGUUAACUCUUGCAUUAGUAAGGUGAACAGAACAGAAGUAAGGGUAAGCAGAAAGUCUUGUGCAGCGAGGUCGCGACAGGGGAAGCUUACCGUGUGGCGUUGUCGGCAAGGGUUUGUUAAGACUGGCAACACUGCAUUGAGAACAGGCUGCGUUCAGAGGGAGAUCACCUGUGCUGUCGCGCCUCCUCACUAGACACAAUGUGCCCGGUGGCCCAUGACUGCGUGUAUUCUGGAAUCUUCGGGGUUUUUCUUCUGCUGUGGCUGCCACGUGCAUGUCUGUCAGACUGAAGACGCAGCGUGUGCAGGGCGGCGUGGAGCCUCGUGGUAAGUACAUUCACUCAACUUGUCUUUCUUUCCCUCAGGGAAAACCACUACAAUGAAGAACGUGUCCCUCCGGCCUCUAAAUGGACCACGGACCAAUGGUGAGCUCCGGCAUCGGGCAUCGCGCCCGCCGCCGCCUCUCCAGAGGGUCACCCGAACCCCUGCUGCCGCAGCGGCGUCCCUUCGACAGCCCCUCCAGCAGAAGCAUGGACCUGGCCUCCAUUCGCGCCCGACGCGCCCGCCUGGAGGCCCUCACCGCAUCCAUCAAGCUGCCUCCCCUCGUGCCCUCCGAGGCGCUGCCGCCCUCCUCUGCGUCAGCGCGUGGGUCGCCCCUGUCCCGGGGUGGCAUGCUGCCCGACAGUCCCCUGCGACGUAUCACGUGGGAGGAGCGGCCCCUCACCGGCAUGGGGUCACCGGAGCCCAGGCUUCCCCCAACCCUGCCGCGCAUGGCGUGAGUUCACCCCAGUGUAAUUUAUCAUCCUGCUUCCUAACACACGGCUGGUGCAGCCAUUGUGGUGAUCCCUUGUCUUCCCACAGCACCCCCCACCACCCCCUGCCCAGCAUCGGCCACUCACGGGAAGCGCUGAGCGACUUCCUGCCUGAGACGCCGGAAGAGGAGGAGGACGAAGUGAAGGAGCAGGAAGAGGAAGAAGAAUGGAAAGUUUCUGGUGAGAAAGAGGAGGACAAAGACCAAGAGGAGAACGAUUGGGAAACUUUGGAAGCAGAGGAAGACACUGAAGGCAGCUCAACUCUGAAACUGCAGUCAAAUGUCCUCGCCUCGCCUGUGCUAGCCCCCAGUCCGGCGCGCCCUCAGCCUUCCCCUCCCCAGCAACCUUCCAGUCCUCCACAGCCUUCCCCUUCCCCACAAUCCUCCCCUCUCCGGCAACCCUCCUCCCCUCCCCAACCCUCCUCCCCACCCCCCUCUCCCCCACCACAAUCACAAUACCUUCCACCGCAUCCCUCCUCUCCUCCCACCUCUCCUACCAAUCCCAUCACGCCCACCUCGCCCAUAAAACCAUCCCCACCCACUCAGGAAGUUCCGCCGUCCACACAAGAAGCUUCAUCCACUCAAACUUCCACUGCCCCACCCGCCUCCCCCACCAAGGCCACCCCGUCCACAGAAACUCCCCCGCUGAACAAAGAGUCACCACCCACCUCGCCCACUAAGGACAAUCCGCCCACUCAGAUAUCAGCAUACCCCGUUGUCUCUGUUCAGGAGCUCCCCCAGCGCGCCCUAGCAUCCCCACACCCACCCAACUCCGCUCCAGAGUUACGCGCGGCUGCCCAUACAGGUCCCUAUCCCGUCGUCUCUGUUCAGGAGCACCCCUCGCUGACUCCAACAACCCCACGCCCACCCGCCUCGGCUCCAGAGCUCUCCCGGGCCGCCCAAAUAUCCUCACGCUCAUCUGCCUCCGCUCCAGAGUUCCUCGCGGGCGCCCACGCUUCCUCCUAUGCCGUCGUCACAGUUCAGGAGUUGCCCCCGUCCACACAGUCAUCCCCACGCCCCACAGCUUCAGCCCCCGAGCUCUCCCCGCCCAUAAAGUCACCCUCCCCAUCUACCCACUCCGCCUCCUUCGCCUCCCACGACCUGCCAGAGCCGCCCGUGCAAGUUGUUAGUCUGUCAGCAAUACCUGUGGCGGAGGACUCAGACGCGGGCACUGCACACCACUCCAUCACCGUCACCUCCGCCAAGGGAGGCAAGCCGCGGGACCCCAAGGAGUUCGUGAGUCUGGUGGCCAAGAUGAGCAGCAACAACACCGCCACGCGCACCGCGGCGACCAUCAGGGUGCGGCAGCUGCUCUCCUCCUCUCAUAACGCGCCCAUCGACGAGAUGCUGAGGCUGGACGUUCUCACCCCCGCCCUGGCCAACCUGCAGGAGAACAACCCGGCCCUCCAGUAUGAGACAGUGUGGAUCAUCACCAACAUCGUGUCCGGCACCACCCAACAGACCCAGGCCGUCGCUGACAAAGGCUUCGUGCCCGUGCUGGUGGAGCUGGUGGCCUCGGGGCAGCCGUGGGUGAAGGAGCAGGCGGCGUGGGCCCUCGGGAACAUGGCGGCCGACAGCAGUCACCUCAGAAACCAGAUCGUGCAGGCAGGGGCGCUGAGACCCCUGGCGGAGCUGACCAAACCCGAGGCCAAGGUGUCGUCACUUCAUAAGGUGGUGUGGGCGCUCUCCAAUAUUUUCAAGUUGAGGAACCUCAGAGCGUCGCCAGAUGACAUCAGCUUUGUUCUCGAGGUGUUCAGGGACCAUCUACUGACACACAGGGACGAGGAGGUGGUGGCGGACGCCCUGUGGACCCUCACCUACCUGACGGACGCGGGGAGCAACAAGGCCAUACAGCUGGUGGUGGAGGCGGGGCUGCUGCCGAUACUGGUGGGGAACCUCUCUUCCCGCAGCAGGCAGGUGGUGUACCCCUCCAUCAGGGCUCUUGGCACCGUCGUCUCUGGCACUGACUCUCAGACAGAAGCAGCCCUGGACGCCGGGAUGCUGGCACCGCUCCACACAAUACUGAAGGAGUCUCGGGAGGCGCGGCGGACUAAGGAGGCGACGUGGGCGCUGUCCAACAUUACGGCGGGCACGGUGGAGCAGAUACAGAAGGUGGUGGACGAGGGCUUCCUCCAUACGUUGGUCCACCUUAUCCAGGAGGGCGCAACGGAAGUGGCGCGAGAGGCAGUGUGGGCGGUGAGCAACCUGGUGGCGGGCGGCAGUGCGGGGCAGGUGGCGGCCCUGGUGAAGGCUGGCGGGGUGCGUACCUUGCUGGACACCCUCAAACCGCCCGCGCCUCACCGCCUGGACCUCAUCACGGUGGAUACGCUGCUCACCAUACUGGAGAAAACCGGGGGCGGCGUAGCGGUGCAGCAGAUGGCGGAGGCUGGCGGCGUGCUGGUCAUGAGUGAGAAGCUGGGCCACGAGGACGAGGAGGUGGUGGAGAGAGCGCGGGAGAUCCUCGAGACCUACUUCCCGGACGACUCCAUCACCGAGGACGAGGACGAGGAGGAAGAGGACUGAGAGACAAGGAAGAGGAGGAGGAGGAGAACGAGAAGGAGGAAGAGGAGGAAGAGGGGGACGAGGACAAGGACGAGUAAGACGAGGACUGUGAGACGAGAUGCAAUCGCUGUUUGGAAUCACUAUUUUUUAUUGUUGGAUGAUGGGACGAGAUGUGAAUGCUGGACCUUAUUAUUAUUGUUAUUAUUAUUAUUAUUAUUAUUAUUAUUAUUAUUAUUAUUAUUAUUAUUAUUGUUAUUAUUAUUAUUAUACUUCUAAAGUCA
Messenger RNA from Scylla paramamosain (green mud crab), 3718 nucleotides. Its product is annotated as mucin-2-like. NCBI's taxonomy places the organism in Eukaryota, Metazoa, Arthropoda, Malacostraca, Decapoda, Portunidae. Gene Ontology annotation, cellular component: nucleus. The transcript is spliced from 11 exons. The coding region runs from base 504 to 3458 and encodes 984 amino acids. Gene Ontology annotation, biological process: NLS-bearing protein import into nucleus. Gene Ontology annotation, molecular function: nuclear import signal receptor activity; protein binding. The record is from RefSeq and is a predicted model, not a curated record.